This is a messenger RNA of Heterotrigona itama, 3839 nucleotides long. The record is from the annotation of a GenBank genome assembly. Lineage: Eukaryota; Metazoa; Arthropoda; Insecta; Hymenoptera; Apidae.
AUGCAACCCAGCAAGAAGACCACCGAUGGUAACAUGUAAAAUACCCAUUAAAAUAUUUUGAGAUGUGAAUAUACCACAAAAUUUAAUGAACCUACUUUUUGAGUAGGGUGGCAUAUUUGAAUAAUUUUUGGUACAAAUAAUUCCUUGAAAGAAUGUAACGGUGGCAAGAACGCAAAAAUAACUCCACAUUCGAAAGGAAGUUACCGCUGUCCAUGUGUUUUCAAUCCAUGUGUUAUAAUCCAUGUUCAAAUUCGUAAUUAAAAGUAAAAAAGUCACAAGUAAGAAUUGUACCGUUAUACUGGAGACAAUAGCUAAGACCAUUCUCUGCAUCAGCAAUUCUUUAUAUCCUUUUUUAUUCAUCUGCAUCAUUUUGUUUACUUGUGAGGUUAACCUUUACUUUCUUGAUGAAAUUUCGCAAAUUAUGCAGUACGAAAUUUUUGCCAAUAAACGUAAUCUAAACUUUCAAAUAAAUGUCUCAUAUGUUUUUAACGUUUUAACUUUUUGAAUAUCAAAAAACGGAAAUAAUAUAAACUUUUUAUUUCAAAAAGCCGGUAUAUCUCUGAAUUUUCCGUUGAAUUUGAGCGCGCCACUAUGGUUGUUUUCAUGAAAUAAACGUAAAGGAUGAUAUUUAUUUAUAUGAUUACGAAUUUGAAUAAUCUUCUUCAACAAAAAAUAUCAUAUUAAUAAAUAUCAUAUUAUUACAAUAAAUCUAGAUUAAUAGAGUGAGAUUUAUUAUAUAUAAAUAUCAUAUAAAUAUUAUAUUUAUUAUAUAUAAAUAUCAGAGUAUUUCGUUAAUAAAUGUUCAUGAAUGAAUGGUGUAUGAUCAGUUCGUAGUUUCCUUUCUAUUUUAUACUCUAUGAUUCUAGCAAAUGUAAGUCAAGUGCUUGAUAAGUUUUCGAACCCGAGGAGGAACUAUUCAUUAUCCAGCGAAGGUUGCCCUACUAGUAACAUAUCUAAUUAACCCGCGUGUCAUUUUCAAUGCGCCUAUUCAUAUAAUAUAAACAAAAUGGAUUAGAAUCUCGUGAGAAUUUAUUUCUAUUAUUUUAUGGAUAUCACAAGAGUUCACCGUCAUGUGGAAGUGCCAUAAAUGUGGAAAACCCGUAUACUUCGGUUAGUUUCAAUCUUCGCAUAUAUUAAAAAGGCGUACUAAUUUUGACAAGUACCGUUUCCUGUCAUUACAAUGAAUUGAUUAAUUUCCUAUCUGCAUGAACGUUGUGUUAUUUGUAUACUUUUUUACCGAAAAUAAUAUUUUACCAUCAUUUUUCUGUCUUUUAAUCGAGUUCUUUGUCGUUAAUUAUGCAGUGAGUUUUACAAUUAAAAGAUUAAUUGUUUAUUGUCGUAAUAUGACGAUUUUAACACUUUAAAUAUUUUAAAAAACACUAGAUGAAAAUGAAAAUUUAUGUAAUUUAUGUACCAAGUUGGGCAAAUAUUUAAACGUACUAAUUUGUAAAUUAAUAAUCUACUAUUUAAAAAUGAAAUACUAUUUAAAAAUGUUAUUUAAUUAAUUAAGGAAAUAUGUUUAUUAAAGAAUCAAUGCAAUUGACUGUAGAACUGAUUUAUUUCGCAGAAAUAUACUAUAAAUACAUUUCUUUGUUUUUUACUAAAUAUUUUGAACUUUAGCUGAACGCAAACAAUCAUUGGGGUAUGACUGGCAUCCAGAGUGUUUACGAUGUGAAGAAUGUGGAAAACGUUUAAAUCCAGGCCAACAUGCAGAGGUGCACCAUUAUAUUCUUUAUUAAAAUAAAUAUUUAAUCUAAUUUAUUCUUUAUUAUUAUUUUUAAUACACUACUACACUAGCUUUCAUUUAAUAAUUAUUAUAUAAAUUAUUAUAUAAUAAAAUUUAUAUCUAUUUUUGUAGCAUAAAGGGGUACCAUAUUGUCAUGUACCAUGUUAUGGAGCUCUGUUUGGACCACAAUUAUUUGGUCAUGGAACAAGAGUUGAGUCACAUACAAGUUUUGGAAAAAAAGAAGCUAGACCAUCACUACCCAGGUUAAUGGAAGAUUGAUACUAGAAGGUGCACUUCGCAUUUAUUGGGGUGUCAGAGGAGUGAUUCAUUUAAAAGAAGAUGAUGAUCAACGUACAGUAGUUACAGCGCGUAAUAGAAAUUCGUGCAGACGAAGUGUUUCUGAUAGUAUAGAAGAUGACGAAAAAGAGGAAGAUUGUGUAAAAGAAUCGUGUGAACAGGAUGCAGAAACUGAAACAAAAUCUGUUCCAACUUCUCCUGAUCAUCUUAAAAGCAUUACUUUACCAAUGAAGCUAGAUGUUAAAAAUAUGGAGUGGGAUGAACUGGAUGAACUUCUUCAGGUUGAACGUAAAGUCGAAGAUGGGAAAAAAUUAUACCAAACGAUGCCUGAAAACUUGCCAUCGAUUAGUUCGCAAACCAGUUCCGACGCGCUGCCUCUUUCCUCUCAGUCCAGUCUUGAUAGAUCUGAUUCUCGCGAAAAUUCAGAGGCGGACAGUCCGAAUCAUCAAGGAAAUCGCGGAAACGACAGCAGUGUAACCAGUACACCAACGCACAGUAUAGGUAGUUCUUCCAGCACUGACACACCUGUUUAUCAUGGCACUCCAAAUCGAAACGGGACACUUCGAAGGGUAGAGUACUUCGACAGCUUGGAGAAAAAUAUGUCUGGCAAUAGAUCCAUUAGCACUGACGAUAGUUGGAUAGAAAAAGGCUUAAACCGAUCGAUGUCCGGACCUGAUUGCCUUCAAAGACAUCGAACCGAUAGCGAUACAGAUUCUGUAAAUUCUUUACAUUUUAGAGAGGAUGAUAACAUGACAAUGUCUACUGACAGUGGACUAGAGCUGGACGGCGUAGUUUUACGACGAAAACAAGGCUCCACCGCAAUCAGACGUCGCCCAGGCGGUCGACGACAAUCACGUAGUCGAUUGCGGCGUCGUUGUUCAAUUAACGGACAUUUUUAUAAUCGUGAAACCAGUUUUUUCACACCACCCCAUGGAUCUCAAAUGUCCGUUUGGAUUACAAGUUUAGUAAAUACUCAGGAAGUUAUCAAUCUCAUGUUGGAUAAAUACAAAGUUGAUGCCAAGCCAGAUAAUUUUGCGUUGUUUGUGGUCCGCGAUAAUGGCGAGCAAAGAAGAUUACGAGAUGACGAAUAUCCGCUGGAGGUUCGCGUAGUGUUAGGUCCGCAUGAAAAUGUCGCGCGACUUUUCUUAGUGGAUAGAUUGUCGACUCCGGAGAUCAGCUCUGACGUUGCACAGUUUCUUAAUCUUUCUCUGGCAGAGUGUCAUGGUAUAUUGCAGCGUUAUUAUUAUGAAGAAGAGCGUCAGAUUCUUCUCCUGAAGGAAAAGUACGUUUUUUCUAAAAAUUUAUAAUUAUGUAAUAUCAAUAUAAUUAUCAAUUAUUAAUUUUACGCAUAUAGUGUAAAUCAUAUCUCUUUAUUAUUAUUAUUAUUAUUACUUUAAUUUACAGAUACAAGGAGAUGCGACGAAGAAUACGGCAAAGAAUGGAAGAGUUAAAGGUUCGACUAUAGUUAGUAUGUAUUCACAAUGAACAUUUAAAUAUCCAUAUUAUUAUUUUUUUAUUAAUUUGUAUUCGAAGAUACUUCCUUCUUUUUUUAUAUAUACAUAUAAAUUAUUUGUCGUAAAAUGUGUUAUUGUAAUUGUCCUAAAGGUAUGUAUUACAAUAUAUAUAGUUUAACAUAUAGUUUAUUCUAACAUUGAAACGUAGAGUCAUUCACUGUCGACAUUUUGUUAACUCACUAUAUUUUUUCAUAAUUUUAAGAAACUGUUUCUACGAUAGUUUUAAUUUUUUGCUUUAAAUAUCUGCUUGAAAUGUGCGAUAAAAAUUAAUUUAUGUAACAAUGCAGAAGUUAAAUCAUUAA